AUGUCAGAUUACAAGGACAUCAUUCGCAAGCCGGAAACCCUCAACUGGUUUAAGGCGGCCAUGGGUAUGAAUAUAACACGUCACUGCCUGCUCGACAUUGUAAAAGACGCUACUCAGGAAUUGUAUGACACUAUUCGUAAAGAGAUCAAUAGAAAAUACGGUAUCCUGGAGCACGUUGUCUGCAGUCAGUGUCACACUUCAAACGACGACCUGACACAAAAGGAGAAUGUCUGCACCAAGGCUAGAGAUGUGGGUCGUGAAGUACGACAUGCGCCCGCAAUGUCCAUGAACAGCCAGGAUAGUGACAGAGCCAUCGACACUCUAGAAGCGCUGAUGCAGAGCCUGACACAUGUAAACCACCAGGUGACGGCGAAGACUGCAGUUGACAAGUUAAAACAGAGGGGGAGAGGGAGCGAGGAAGGCGGAGAGAGAAGAGAGAGCAGGCGAGAAGAGGGAGAGGAGGGAGAGCGAGAGAGAGAGAGCGAGGAGUCGAGGAGAGGAGAAGGAGAGAGCGCAGAGAGCGAGCGAGGAGAGGAGAAAGAAAACAGAGAAGAAAGAAACGACGAAGAAAGCAGCACCGCAGAAGGAAAGAGAAAGCGAAAGAAAGAAGACAAAGAAACGAAGAGACAAGAGAGAGAGAGAGAGAGCAAGAAAGAAGAGAGAGAAAAGGAGAGCAGAGAAAAGAAGAGAAAGAGAGAAAAGAAGAAAGAAAAACGAAAAGAAGAAAUGAAUAGAAAGAAAGAAAGACAUAAAGAAAAAAGAAAUAAAGAACAAAAACCUCACUAUAUCCACUAUAUUAUCUAUCCUCUCUAUCUCUCUCUCUCUCUGCCGCCUUCCGGUACCGGAAGUUCCCAGCCACACAAUAGGCACGGGAAGGUCCCUGAUGCGCUCGUGUCUAAGCACGUACUCAUCGAGGCACGUGAAACACAUGGUGUCCAGUACCCUAGUCAUAAUCAACCCAAGAAAGGCAACAAGAUACAGGACAGACUAACGAACACAAGGGAAGAUGCGAGUAUGGACAAAGCAAAUACUGAAUGCUUCCAUUAA
Dreissena polymorpha is the source of this 1047-nucleotide messenger RNA. Its product is annotated as nucleolar protein 58-like. The coding region runs from base 1 to 1047 and encodes 348 amino acids. NCBI's taxonomy places the organism in Eukaryota, Metazoa, Mollusca, Bivalvia, Myida, Dreissenidae. The transcript has 7 exons. The record is from RefSeq and is a predicted model, not a curated record.